Messenger RNA from Apus apus (common swift), 1016 nucleotides. It is a transcript of the gene MED9, whose product is annotated as mediator complex subunit 9. Gene Ontology annotation, biological process: regulation of transcription by RNA polymerase II. The transcript has 2 exons. The record is from RefSeq and is a predicted model, not a curated record. Gene Ontology annotation, molecular function: transcription coregulator activity. Bases 47 to 412 code for a protein of 121 amino acids. Gene Ontology annotation, cellular component: mediator complex. Lineage: Eukaryota; Metazoa; Chordata; Aves; Apodiformes; Apodidae.
CCCCGCUCCGUCACUGAGCGGCGCCGCGGCCCGUCCGGGCUCCGCCAUGGCCUCGGGGGGGGCUGCCGGCCGCGCCGCCGAGGAGCCGCCGCCGCCCGAGCCGCCCGCCGAGCAGAAGCCGCCGCUGCUGCCGCCGCCGCCGCCCGCGCAGGAGGAGUUCUCCUUCCUGCCGCUCGUCCACGACAUCAUCAAAUGCAUGGACAAAGACAGCCAGGAUGUCCACCAGGUGCUGAAUGAGCUGAAGAACAAGUUCCAGGAGAUGAGGAAGCUGAUCAGCUCCAUGCCUGGCAUCGCAGUGAGCCCAGAGCAGCAGCAGCAGCAGCUGCAGAGCCUGCGGGAGCAGGUCCGGACCAAAAAUGAACUGCUGCAGAAGUACAAAAGCCUUUGCAUGUUUGAAAUCCCCAAGGAGUAGGAGGGGAGCAGCUCUGGUUUCUGGGUCCCAGAGACUUCCUCUGCCAGCUGAACAGGAGAGAAAAAGGUGGCAGAAGUUCACUUUUCUCUCUUUGAUGCUGUUUUUUUGGUGGCAUUGGCUCUGAAGUUGUGGCUGUGAGGAUCUGAGGCAUGUGGCACUGAACCAGAACACUCUGUGCUCCACGUAGGAUGAUCACAGUGGGAUGUUCACCUCGAGCUGCUGUAGGACUGUGCAUUUAUGUGUGUCUCUCUUCUCUCAGGGUGGGGUGGUUUGUUUGGUUUUUGGGUUUUUUUUUACAUUAAAGCAAGCAGGAAACAUGUUUUCUGCUCACUAAGGGUCAAAGUACCUACUGCUUGGCUUCAGCAAGAAAAAGGGGGCAUUUUCUGCAUUUUUUUUUCACUUAAAACUGGCCAAACAUCAAAAGGGAACGUAGGAGGGAAGCAUGAGCUGCUUGGCCUUGCUCCUGGGAAGGGUCUCUGGGGCACUUUCCAGACUGCGUGUGUCGAAAGAGGAAUGAUUGUCUUCAAUUACUUUUGCAUUUCUCUCUUUUUAAACAACUGGUGGUUGUGUCUGAGAUGAGUAAAGAUUUAGAAAUUCAAACUGC